ACUGCGCGAGCAUCUUACACCUUGCAUCUUAUCGCCAGCGGAAUGUUUUCCUCGUGUUUUCAUCGAAGAUGCGAGCCGCCCGAGUUGGUGCCGGCUGCAAAAGCGGCCUUGGCGUUGCACUCUGGAAUGAUCCGCGCUCGGCGGCCAACGCAGUUAAGCGGUUAAACCGUUUAGACAAACUGUUCCACGCUACGUGUAUUGAAGCUAGAGUGUACUGGAACUGAAGCUGACCGGUUAACUCGUUUUACGGAGCGCACCAGAGGAGUUGUCUCAGUUGCAGCAUUCGAAAACACGUCAUUUUGUUUGCAAUGGCUGGUGGGACAAUCGACAACCUCUCCGCUGUGCUUUACAAGAAGAACGACAUUCGUUUGGAACAGCGACCCAUACCGGAACCUGGCGAUAAUGAUGUCCAAAUACAGAUGCAUUCGGUCGGCAUCUGUGGCUCGGACGUGCACUACUGGACCCACGGUGCCAUUGGAAACUUCGUCGUGCGGGAGCCGAUGGUCCUCGGCCAUGAAUCCAGUGGUACUGUGGUGAAAGCUGGCAAGAAUGUGAAGCACCUAAAGCCAGGUGACCGUGUGGCGAUUGAGCCUGGCGUGCCGUGCCGCUGCUGCAGCUUCUGCAAGGAAGGCCGGUACAACCUCUGCCCUGAUGUCGUCUUCUGUGCCACGCCGCCGCACCACGGCACACUCACUCGCUUCUACACCCAUGCUGCUGACUUCUGCUACAAGUUGCCCGACCACGUGUCUUUCGAGGAGGCUGCUCUUUUGGAGCCUCUGUCGGUGGCGGUUCACGCCUGUCGCCGAGCGCACCUCCAAAUUGGCCAGACGGUGCUGAUAUGCGGCGCAGGUCCCAUUGGACUUGUAAACCUGCUCACAGCAAAGGCAAUGGGAGCCAGCCGCGUCGUCAUGACUGGUCUAAUCGCCAGCAGACUUCAGAUGGCAAAGGAGCUUGGUGCCGACUUAGUCAUCAGCGUUGCCUCGAAGACUGUGCAGGACACAAAGCAGGAAAUUCUCCGCACGCUCGAUGACUUGCCCGAUGUCACCAUAGAGUGCACGGGAGCCGAGUCAUCCACCCAGCUUGGCAUGGUGGCUACAAAAUCUGGAGGCACACUGGUUCUCGUUGGCAUGGGACCCAAUGAAGUGAAGGUUCCCCUGGUAGAUGCCGCCUGCCGUGAGAUUGACAUUCGCGGAAUCUUCCGUUACGCAAACUGUUACCCCACGGCACUUGCCAUGGUUGCUUCGGGCAAGGUGGAUGUCAGGCCUCUGGUGACUCACCACUUUAAGCUUGCAUCCACAGUUGAAGCCUUCCAGACAGCCAAGACCGGUGCCGGCGGGGCCAUCAAAGUGGUUAUAGACUGCAGCUCCUGAGGGUGCUUUUGUCUGGAUGCGCUUCUUUCCUUUCCAGGGUUCUAUGUGCGUAUUUGCAGCGAAGCCUGAACAUUCGUUUCUCUUCAGUAGCUGCGAUUGUUAGCUUUGCGCAUUUACGUAAGUAACCAAAACGUUAGUCAUAGGAGUGCGCCGGGGGGUGGGGAGGGAGAGCAGGGACGGCCACCCCCCUCCCUAGACACCUAAGAGGAGGCAUGCAAUCAACCACCCCACCACCCCCUUCCCGAAGGGGAACCUUGCACAUGCCUAUGAUUACAGUAACAUUUAAAAACGGGCCACAUGCAUACUGCACAGUUUGAGCCACCCAGUGAUUUUCAACAAUCCAUGCAGGAAUGUUGGCGAACCCAUUGGAAAGGACAAUUGGAGUUUUGGUCUCUCUGCAUCAUUAUCGACAUUUAUAGAUUACUAAGUUGCUGAAAGAGUAAAUGUUGGAACGGUGAUUGACCAGGUAAAUUCAGUACUCUGUAUUGAAGUAACCGAGUGUACUUUUUUUUUGCAGGAACCCGGUAUCAGUUGUCAGCAACGCUGUAAUUGCAAAUGUGUCACUUUUUGAAAUGUUUCUGGAAUAAGAGUGCUUGUGAAAAGCGAUGUGUUAGGCAUUGGGGUGAUUGGGAACACAUCAAGAUCUCACUACCGUCGUUCUGUAACUUCAUAUCACGCAAGAGCCGUUGCAUAUAUCUGAAUACAAGACACACUAAAACUCUCCUACUUGACCGCAGUUCGGAAGAAUGUUAUCACGCUUUACAUCAUGACAGAACUUACACUGCCAAGCCCUGCCACUGUGGUCUGGUAAGUAAGGUACUUGGCUGCUGACCCGCAGGUUGCAGGGAUCGAAUCACGGCUGUGGCGGCUGCACUUUUGAUGGAGGCGAUAAUGCUGUAGGCUCGUGUGCUCAGAUUCGGGCACCUUUAAAGAACCCCAGGUGGUCGAAAUUUCCGAAGCCCUCCACUAUUGCGUUUCUAAUAAUCAUAUGGUGGUUUUGGGAUGUUGAACCCCACACAUCAAUCAGUUCCACUGCCAAGGUUCUUAGAUAUGUAUUUGUGCAACUUGUGAACACAGUGUGCACAUAUGUAAGUAACCAUGACGUUAACAUUACUUUUGAAAAGGCUGUGACGAUAAAUGAUGGCCUCGGCAGAAAGGAAGUUAAUCAGGUAUAAGAGUUUUAAAAGAUGAAAGACCUCUAAAUACCUCAAUUUCGGCAAAGCCAGGGCACAAAGUAAGGCACUUGGAACUACUGUCUGUUACAUACAGUAUGUGCAUUUGGCACAUUGAAAGACUCUCUUGCUGGCUGCAUACCAAAGUGCACCGAAACUGAGGUUCCAUGCAAAAUGUACGCCGCAUCUUUUGAAGGCAACCAUCCGACAGCUAUGGUGGCUCACAGUGUUAAGUCUGUAGGAGUUAAGUCUGCAGAUAGAUCCAAAAGCUGCACUGCGCUGCAGGCAGACAACACUGUUGUAUGAAGUACAGGGUUCGGUAACAAAGAAUGUCUGUCGGAAUGGCCUAUCUCUGGAGAAGUUUUUACAGCAACAAGUACAAAGCGUUCAAUUGAAAUUUACCAUAAGCCAACACAGGCACACCUCAAUAGGGUAGGGUGAAGUCGGUAUGCUGUUUCCAACGAAUAAUGGACAAUAUUACUUGACUUCUCUCAAAGGGGCUAAUCUAAAUACAUAAAAUAUUUUUGAAGCAGGAUACAUUAUAUGGUACAUAGCACUAUUACAAGUUUUUUUACAUUUAUACAACAAUGUAGGAAGAGGGUACCUAUUGUUAAAUGCAGCGGUUUUUUGUUUUCUUUAUUAAUUUUGGCAAAUAUCUUGAAACCCAGCAUAAUGCUUCAUUUGAAGCUUUUAACAUGCUCGGCCAUGUUGCCAUAUAUCUGCUAUCUCUCUUAAAGUACACUGUAUGUGAUAAAAUUGGGAUGAGUGCAUGUGGUAAGGGCAUGACAAAUAAGGAUGUGGGCUCAAUCUUUGUUGCGUUCAAGCUGGUUGUGAAGCAUACAGGAAGACAGUACCUUGCAAAUUUGUGCACAAGUUUAUUUAAAUACAUGACUAGGCACGAUAAAAGUUUACAGACAAUGACAAGACACUCUGCAAGGACGUAAAAAAUUGUGCCAUAUCAUAGUAUCAUCACUGGUUUGAGAAAACAGUACCAUCACAAAUUACAAGAUUACAGUGUAGUGAUGUUGUAAGGCACAGGGCUUGUUGCUAACAGCAACAGGCCAAGAGACAAUACAACCAGAGAAACCGAAUGGUUUACUCAGGAUUGUCUCUUGACAUCGUAUUUAUGUGGUCAUACAAAAAGAAAACUGCUUUCUGUUUCCCAAGGGUCAUUCUUGCCGUUUGCAAUUUUGGUGGCAAAUAAACGAUUUGUUGCCUA
Rhipicephalus microplus (southern cattle tick) is the source of this 3761-nucleotide messenger RNA. Its product is annotated as sorbitol dehydrogenase. The record is from RefSeq and is a predicted model, not a curated record. NCBI's taxonomy places the organism in Eukaryota, Metazoa, Arthropoda, Arachnida, Ixodida, Ixodidae. Gene Ontology annotation, molecular function: zinc ion binding; L-iditol 2-dehydrogenase (NAD+) activity. Gene Ontology annotation, biological process: D-sorbitol catabolic process.